AUGGCAACUCCUUCGUCGACUUCAACCAGUCCCGGAAAGCGCGCGAACACGUCGAAGCUUCUCAAUGACUAUCAACUCGGGGACUCUCUUGGAAAGGGCGCGUUUGGUCAAGUCUACCGGGCACUUAACUGGGCUACUGGUGAGACCGUGGCCGUGAAGGAGAUACAACUCAGCAACAUACCAAAGGGAGAGCUCGGGCAGAUAAUGUCCGAAAUCGACUUACUCAAGAACUUGAAUCACCCUAAUAUAGUCAAGUACAAGGGCUUCGUCAAGACCAGGGAAUACUUAUACAUCAUCCUUGAGUUCUGCGAAAAUGGAUCAUUGCAUAAUAUCUGCAAACGUUUUGGUAAAUUUCCAGAGAACCUGGUAGCGGUUUACAUCUGUCAAGUCCUGGCGGGGCUCGUAUACUUGCACGACCAAGGUGUCAUCCAUCGCGAUAUUAAGGGCGCAAAUAUUUUGACUAACAAGGAUGGCUGUGUAAAGCUUGCUGACUUUGGAGUCGCUAGCUCUACUACAACUGGUGCCAUUCAUGAUGAUGCCGUUGUGGGCAGUCCAUAUUGGAUGGCACCUGAGGUCAUCGAGCAAUCUGGCGCAACUACUGCGUCAGACAUCUGGAGCGUUGGUUGUGUAGUUAUCGAACUUCUGGAAGGAAAGCCUCCAUAUCACUUCCUCGACCCCAUGCCUGCGCUCUUUCGCAUCGUCCAGGAUGACUGCCCUCCUAUUCCUGAUGGUGCAUCUCCAAUUGUCAAGGAUUUCCUACUUCACUGUUUUCAGAAGGACUGUAACCUCCGAAUAUCGGCCAAGAAAUUACUCCGUCAUCCUUGGAUGAUAUCUGCAAAGAAACAGAUGAACAUGGCUGCAGGGAAGGGACCGGGGUCUCCAGAAGGCGGACCGCAAUCAUUCCUGGAUGGCAAGAGACCCACGAGCAACUAUAACUACGACGAGGCUGUUCUCAAGGUACAGGAAUGGAAUGAAGCUCUCAAAUCUCCUACACGACCUACGAAGAAGACUAGUCGUAACUCCGUCUCUGAAGGUCAACCACCAUCCCCGACUCGUGGCGGUCGAGAUAAGCCUGCGGUGUCGCUCCUUCAGCAUUCAGUUCUUGGUCUCCAGGCUUCGACCUCUGGGAACUCUGUUCUCAAAGGAUCCAAUACUGCCCCGGGAAAGCCCUCUGCCCCCGUUGCUCUAGUGGAGAAGAUUCGGGAGCCGCUAGCUUUUGUCCUUCAGCCUCCAGAAGAGCAAACAGACAACUGGGACGAUGACUUUGAGGAUGGACCCUCAUUCACCAAGUUACAAGCCUCCACCUUAGAGAAAACGUCCAUGGAAGAUGAAAAACCGGAGGGUGAUGAUAAUGCGCAGACCAUCAGACCAAAUCGUAGCCCAGCUGGCCCCGGGACAAUACCACUCGCAAGGGCACCGUCUGCCGAUAUUGUACCCAUCGUCGAAGACUAUUCCGACAUCGCAACCGAGGAGGACGAGCUCCUGCUUCAAGAGAAAGUGGCAGAUUUCAAGGUCAGUGUAUCCCUUUUCCCCUUAUUGCUGUCUGAGAACUCUCGCAAUGUCGAAGAUGAAGAAUUCAUUCUCGGACUCCUUUCUGGUUCUCCCGGUCCUAUAUCUGCACCUCUUCCUAGUCUGUCGCGGAAGGCAUCCCGCCCGUCUCUCAGUCCUAUUUCUGGCAUGGGUCUACCACCUACAGGUUCGAUACGAUCACAUUCCCGCUCAUCUUCCUUUGUCGGAUCUGGUUCAAGUGCUUCCGGCUCUUUUGGUCGCGUAGAGGCGAAACGUGCGGCUAGCCAUGCUGAAUUUGGCAAGUAUGCUGAGGACGACGAUGAGGACUACGAUGAUAUCUUUGGAAAACCUGGCGGAACUACUCUCGAACAACCGAUGCAAACUCUACAACUCAACACAAGGUUGUCGAACAAGUCAUGGCUCGGAGACGAUUCGGACGAAGACGAUCCUUUCGCAGAAAUCGACGAAGGUUUUGCUGAAGAUGAUCUUGAAACUAAUCUCCAACGUGACAAGAAUGCCCGGUUGUGCAACAUGGUGAACCAACUCAUCGAUGAACUGACGCCCUCGGCGCCUGACUUCCAACUGCGUGAUGCUUGCGAUCAACUGAUCAAUAUCAUGACAGAGAACCCAGAUAUGCUUGUGCAGUUGGUGUCUUCACAUGGUAUGCUGGCAAUUUUGGAGGUACUGGAAGGCAAGUGCUCUAGGGACGUCCUCAUGAAGCUUCUUCACAUCAUCAACUUGUUGGUCACGAGCGAUCUUGGGUUCUUAGAAAGCUUCUGCCUCAUAGGUGGGAUUCCGGUCAUGAUGGGUUUCACUUCAAAGAAAUACCCUUCUGAGUGUCGCGUAGAGGCGUCCAACUUCAUCAGGCUACUCUGCCACACAUCUGUAUUGACGUUGCAGAUGUUCAUCUCAUGUCGUGGCCUGAAAGUUCUUGUUGAUCUGUUGGACGAGGACUACACCGACCAAACUGAGCUCGUUGUCGACGCUCUCAACGGCAUAGGAAGCGUGUUCGAAUUGCAAACACCAACGACUAAGAAUGACUUCUGUCGUAUGUUUAUCCGCGAAGGCCUUCUCGACCCUCUCUCCUCCGCUUUGCUCAAUGUCAUGGGCAAUUCCAGUCCCAAUGCAGUCCAGAUGAAGCACAAGAUUAUACAAAUCCUUCUCGUGUUCUCGCAAGUGACACAAAGCGAUAUCCACGUACGUAACGCCAUGGGAACACGGAAGAUCGUCAGACGUCUAUUACGCGCAUGCGAGCUUCUGGAGAUGGAAUGCCUAGUUCAGAUGCUGAAAGCUGUGAAGCACUUGUCCAUGAAUGCUAAUCUGCUUGAGGUGCUUCAAAACGCCAACGCCAUCGAGAUACUCAUUAAACUGCUGGACGAAGAAAAGACCGAUCCCCAUAGCACGGAAGUGUCAAAUCACAUUUUCCAGACCUGUUAUAACCUCUGUCGGCUGAACAAGUCACGACAAGAGGAGGCGGCUCAAGCCGGCAUUAUUCCGUGCUUGAAGCGAGUAAUUGAGACCAGCUCACCUCUCAAACAGUUCGCGUUGCCCAUUCUGUGCGACUUAGCUAGUGCGGGGAAAAGCUGCAGAUAUCUCCUCUGGCAACAUAAUGGUCUCGCGCUUUACUUGAAACUUCUAGAGGACCCAUACUUUCAGGUCAGCGCCUUGGAGGCGAUUCUGUCAUGGUUGCAAGAUGAAACGGCCAAGAUCGAAGAUGAGCUGGUCAGCCACGAGUCUCUUGAGGCGUUGCUCAAGUGCUUCGUAUCCGCGAAAGCCAACUCCUUUGAAAACCUCCUUGACCCCCUUCUUAAAAUCUGUCGUAUCUCUACCCCACUCACCAUCGGCCUUGCAAAAUCUCAAUUCUUCAAGCGCAUCAUUGACAGGCUCAACCACAGCCGCGCGGUCGUUCGUCUUAACCUCUUGCGUAUCCUUCGGACUGUUUGCGACGUGCACCCAAACCGUGCGAUGUUGGUAGAGCGCUACGGAUUGCACGAAAUGGUCAUGAAGCUUAGCAAGGAUGAUGGUGCUGUCUUGGUGCGCGAGCUGGCGAGAGAGAUUCUACCGGCACUAGCCCCUGCACUUAAACCGGCGGGCAACAGGUCUCUGCUCAAGGGGUACGAUACUCCGAAAAGCAGUGUAAUAGCGCCCAAGAAAGCCAGGCGGACGGCAUCGGAAACGUCUGUGAUGACGGGAUCAAACUCGUCCAUGCUGGGUCUGAGCAUGGGUCCCCCUCCGACAUCGAGGACGGGGAUAGAGAGGGCGCACUCAUCAUCCAGGCAUAGACUUGGUGAUAUACCUUGGCAAUCUCAUGGGGGACAAAGAUGA
Messenger RNA from Suillus subaureus, 3834 nucleotides. RefSeq lists its product as uncharacterized. Gene Ontology annotation, cellular component: cytoplasm. The record is from RefSeq and is a predicted model, not a curated record. Lineage: Eukaryota; Fungi; Basidiomycota; Agaricomycetes; Boletales; Suillaceae. The coding region runs from base 1 to 3834 and encodes 1277 amino acids. The transcript is spliced from 21 exons. Gene Ontology annotation, molecular function: protein serine/threonine kinase activity; ATP binding. Gene Ontology annotation, biological process: protein phosphorylation.